AUGGCGUUGGGUGGGCUAGGCAGUGCAUUUGGAUUAACAGCACUAAUUAGACGGAUGGUUAGUCUCCUUUUGCUCAGCAAUUCUGUUCCACUUGUUGCCAUGUAUUUAUUUUCUCGAGAUAUCUUCAUUUUAUCAUAUGACCAACUCUCCAAAUUUUCAUAUGCGGUGUCACCAUUAACCUUUUACAUCACUUGGUGGUUCAUUCAUUUUGUGGAUGACUUCUUUUCUCUAAUCUAUAAUCAUCUUGGAAUCAAUCAUUAUAAGACUUCACAUGCCUUCAAAGAAGUGGCCAUAAUUAGGCAUCCGCGUCUUGGUGAGUAUGCAUUUGGCUUCAUAACUUCAACUGUCAUACUUCACAAGAAUACAGGUGGAGAAGAACUCUGCUGUGUUUAUGUCCCAACUAAUCAUCUCUACCUGGGAGAUAUAUUUCUUGUGAAUUCUAAGGAUAUUAUGAGGCCUAAUCUCUCUGUUCGAGAGGGGAUAGAAAUUGUCAUAUCCGGGGGCAUGGCUGUACCAAAGAUACUAAACAAACAUACAGGAAGUGCAAUCCAUUUUAUCUCCAAGAGUUGGAAAAUUUGCAGUUCCACAAAUUUGAUUACUCAUAAUUUCGACGUCCAUCCCUGA
Nicotiana tabacum (common tobacco) is the source of this 624-nucleotide messenger RNA. RefSeq names its product protein LIKE COV 3-like. Lineage: Eukaryota; Viridiplantae; Streptophyta; Magnoliopsida; Solanales; Solanaceae. Gene Ontology annotation, cellular component: Golgi apparatus. The record is from RefSeq and is a predicted model, not a curated record.